This is a messenger RNA of Mastomys coucha (southern multimammate mouse), 2082 nucleotides long. It is a transcript of the gene Klhdc8a, whose product is annotated as kelch domain containing 8A. Gene Ontology annotation, molecular function: protein binding. The record is from RefSeq and is a predicted model, not a curated record. The transcript has 5 exons. NCBI's taxonomy places the organism in Eukaryota, Metazoa, Chordata, Mammalia, Rodentia, Muridae. The coding region runs from base 137 to 1189 and encodes 350 amino acids.
CGGGAGCCAGCGCAGCGCGAGAUGGAGGCUGCGAGAGGGGACGCGCGGGCCGGCGCGGUGUAGCCCGCGGGUCCCCGGGCUGGACCUUGCCCGGACGCUGUGGGGGCGCGCGUGCAGGGCCCUCCCCCGGGCUGCAAUGGAGGUGCCCAAUGUCAAGGACUUUCAGUGGAAGCGCCUUGCUCCUCUGCCUAGCCGCCGGGUCUACUGCUCACUGCUGGAGACUGGGGGGCAGGUCUAUGCCAUCGGGGGAUGUGAUGACAAUGGCGUCCCUAUGGACUGCUUCGAGGUCUACUCCCCCGAGGCGGACCAGUGGACCUCCCUGCCCUCGUUGCCCACAGCCCGGGCCGGGGUAGCGAUCACUGCCCUAGGAAAGCGGAUUAUGGUGAUCGGGGGUGUGGGCACCAAUCAACUGCCUGUGAAGGUCGUGGAGAUGUACAAUAUCGAUGAGGGCAAGUGGAAGAAGAGGAGCGUCCUGCGCGAGGCUGCCAUGGGCAUUUCUGUCACAGCCAAAGAUUAUCGAGUGUAUGCUGCUGGAGGGAUGGGCCUGGACCUACGUCCACACAACUACUUGCAACACUAUGACAUGCUAAAGGACAUGUGGGUGUCACUAGCUCCCAUGCCCACCCCAAGAUACGCUGCCACCUCCUUCCUCCGGGGCUCCAAGAUCUAUGUGCUGGGGGGACGACAAUCUAAGUACGCAGUCAAUGCCUUCGAGGUCUUUGAUAUAGAGUCUCGGUCCUGGACCAAGUUCCCCAACAUUCCCUGUAAACGGGCCUUCUCCAGCUUUGUGACCCUGGACAACCACUUGUACAGCCUGGGAGGCCUGAGGCAGGGCCGUCUGUACCGGCAGCCCAAGUUCCUCCGGACAAUGGAUGUGUUCGACAUGGAACAGGGGGGAUGGCUAAAGAUGGAACGCUCAUUCUUCCUCAAGAAGCGCCGGGCAGACUUUGUGGCUGGUGGUCUGAGUGGACGGGUCAUAGUGGCUGGGGGCCUUGGAAACCAGCCCACUGUUCUCGAGACGGCAGAAGCAUUCCACCCUGAGAAGAACAAGUGGGAGGCCCUUCCCCCCAUGCCCACGCCACGCUGUGCCUGCUCCAGCAUUGUCUUCAAGAACUGCCUCCUGGCUGUGGGGGGUGUCAGCCAGGGACUGAGCGAUGCAGUAGAGGCCCUGUUUGUCUCUGACUCCUAGCUGGCCCUGAGCAGCACCUUCGCCUGGACAGCAUCACUCCACUCCUGACGUGAGGAAUGGUCUCAUCAAAGCAGUUUGGACUACUUCCUCAGGCUCCAACUCUUGUUAAGAGACAGGGAGGUCAAGCCCUGGGGCUCUCAGUGACCUCUCUCUCUAAACUUGCCAUCUCAGAAAGCUUAGCUGACUCCACUAGUCAGUCAGUGCUGGGCUGUGGACUGGGGAGAACCCUCACUCAGUGCUCAAACACAGCAGGGGAACUCUCCCUCCUCUCGCCUACCUCCUGGAGUGGAGGGCAGUUGCUACCCAGAGGGAGAUCCUGUUGUCCUUCCCCAUCUCUGAGGUAGCUUGAGUGUCAUGAGAGAUAAACUAAUGAAGAACAGCGGACCCCCCCCCAAUCCCUUGGUUGACAUCCAUUCCCCAUAUAGAAGUCAACAGUGGGUCUGCCCUAGUUGUCACCUACUUAUCAGGAAUUGGACUUGAAGCUAGGGCAGUUGUGUGGGAAGGAAAUUGAGGCCUCACACACCAGGCCAACAGCUUCGGCAGAAAGUGCCCUUCCUCUCAGGUCCCCACUGGGCAUGUGUUGAUGGAGUGUCAUCAUCUUCUGUAUCCUGCCUUCCACCACCUUCUCCCGACCUGAGGCCUGGCCACCCUGUGCCCGACAGCUCUCAGAGUGUUACUGUGUGAAACCGUCUCAUUUACAUACACUGUGGCUUCCAAAUCCACAAAGGGUGGAUUCAUUGCACUCUGGUUAAUAACAGCAGCACAACAAUUGGCAUCUUUAUCCCUGGCUUCCUUGGACCCUGGAGACAAGGCAGGGAUGUCCUGGUUUGUAGAUAGAAAGCCCUACGAGAUCAUCUCCCACUGUGUUCUUCCACUAAAUAGGGACCUAUUGG